AUGGUGGAGCUAUGUCCCGGAUCUGACGCGCAACUUCAACCUUCAACCUGUCGUAUUCAUCGUCUUCUACAACUGCCAAAGUGGAUGAUAGUUUCAUCACUCCAAAACCCCCACAAGUACCAAUACACAAUCCUGAUGAUGUCAAAACCGCGGGUAAUAUACUGGUUUCGGACCGAUCUACGCUUGCACGACUCUCCAGCGCUUAAAGCAGCCCUUGACCUCAAACCAGAUUGUCUCUAUCCCAUAUGGACCUGGGAUCCCCACUAUGUCUACCGCGCCCGUGUAGGACCCAAUCGAUGGCAAUACUUGCUCGACUGCCAGAAGGACUUGUCCAAGUCUAUCACAAAGGUCAACCCGCAAUCGAAACUCUUUGUCAUUCGAGAAGCGCCUCAGACACUGUUUCCCAAACUAUUCAAAGCCUGGCAGAUUACGCAUUUGGUGUUUGAGAAGGAUACGGAUGCCUAUGGAAGAGAGCGAGAUGAACAGGUUAUGGAACUGGCGAAGACAGCGGGUGUUGAAGUUGUAGUGAAGACCGGACGGACAUUAUAUGAUCCGGACGAGCUCGUCAGGCAGAAUCAUGGUAAGCCAACCAUGAGUAUCAAUCAAGUCCAGGCAGCAGGCAAGAAAAUUGGUCAGAUCCCACGACCCAUACCAGCCCCUAAGUCUUUGCCCGGCCCAGGAAAGGUUGACUUUGAUUUUCACCAAGAGAAACCGUCCAACAGUCCAGAUAUCAAUGAUGCCCAGCGGAACACAGAUGAGGCCUCUUAUUCCUCGCUCGCAGGGCCAAACGGCGACUUUGCUGUACCCACAAUGAAGGAGCUAGGCUUGAAGCUUGCAACAUCCACACACCGUGGAGGCGAAACCCUUGCACUCGAGGCACUAGAAAAGAUCAUCGCAAACGAGGAGUAUACGGCAACGUUCGAGAAGCCGAAAACAGCACCGACAGCAUUUGAGCCUCAAGCGACUACCCUCCUUUCUCCACAUUUACAUUUCGGCUCCCUCAGCUGCCGUGAAUUCUACUGGCGCGUCCAGGAUGUUGUCGACAGGUUCAAGGGCAAGGCCUCGCAACCACCUACGAGUUUAACAGGCCAACUCCUAUUUCGAGACAUGUAUUUUGGUGCACAAGCAGCGUUGGGCUACUCUUUCAGCCAAACUUACAACAACCCUCAAUGUCGAUUCAUCCCAUGGCAUCUUCCGUCAAAGAUCGACAUCAAGUCAAGCAUGACCACAGGCGAAUACCUUGUUGAUGACGCAGAGGCAGAGAUUCAUUUCAAGCGCUGGAAGGAGGGCUGCACCGGAUUCCCUUGGAUCGAUGCGCUCAUGCGUCAGCUUAAGAGAGAGGGCUGGAUACACCAUCUUGGUAGACACGCUGUGGCCUGUUUCCUUACGCGCGGAGGUUGCUACAUCGACUGGGAACGUGGUGCAGAGGUUUUUGAAGAGUGGCUCAUUGACCACGAAGCUGCGUGCAAUAUCGGGAACUGGCAGUGGCUGAGCUGCACAGCGUUCUUUGCCCAAUUCUUCCGGUGUUACUCACCUAUUGCUUUCCCUCAAAAGUGGGACAAAGAGGGAGAAUUCGUGAAGAGGUACGUACCAGAGCUGGCGAAGUUUGAUAAAAAGUACAUAUAUGAGCCUUGGAAAGCCCCAAUUGCAGACCAGAAGAAGUGGGGCUGUCGGAUCGAGGGUGAUGGAUUGUCGGUCGCCAAAGGGGAGGGAGAAACAUAUCCGAAACCCAUGUUCGACUUUCCUACAAGACGAGAUAUUUGUCUUGAUGGCAUGAAGAAUGCUUACCAUGUGGGGUUAUAUGGCAAUGAUCCGAAAGUCAUCGAUGGAAGCUGGCGCCAAUUGUUUAAAGACAGCGCAGAGGGUCCAACGGAAGGAACCGAAGGCCCACCUGGUGUCAUGGUAGAAUACCAAGACGCCGAAGGGCACGAAGAAAAUCAUCCCGUGGACGAUGCACCAAAUCCCAAAGCUACGAGAAAGAUCUCAGCAAAAAGCGAGAAGAAGGUCACCCGUCAAACAAAACUGCCAACUCACAAACGAGAAGCAAGUCAGGGUACUUUAGACAGUGUGGUCACCCGGAAGAAGAAGAAAGAGAAAGAAGUGGCUCCAAACCAUACCCAUUUCGGCUGA
Plenodomus lingam JN3 is the source of this 2130-nucleotide messenger RNA. RefSeq lists its product as uncharacterized. Gene Ontology annotation, cellular component: nucleus; cytoplasm. Gene Ontology annotation, biological process: circadian regulation of gene expression; entrainment of circadian clock by photoperiod. NCBI's taxonomy places the organism in Eukaryota, Fungi, Ascomycota, Dothideomycetes, Pleosporales, Leptosphaeriaceae. Gene Ontology annotation, molecular function: FAD binding; DNA binding; deoxyribodipyrimidine photo-lyase activity. The record is from RefSeq and is a predicted model, not a curated record.